AUACGAGGGAGGCUAUUUAAAAUUGCAAUAAUUUUCCGCUUUAAGCAACUUUUUGUAUUUUUACUUUUUUCUUCGAUAUUUUUACUAAUUUCUGCGUCCUUACCAUUCGUCAGUAAUGGUUCAGAUGCAACAGUUGGACAAUUUCCUUCGCAAGUAACCGUGCGUAAUCUAUUCAAAGGACAUCCUGACAAUAACUAUGUGAUUUGUGGUGGAGCCAUUAUUACAGCUGAAAAAAUACUUUCGGCUGCUCAUUGUUUCAAGACAAAAAACGUAAUUACACGACCCAAGUACUUGCAAGUUGUAGUGGGAUCAACUGAUCUUUGGGAGGCCCGAGAUGAAUUGCGUUAUCGCAUACAAAAAUUAUUUGUUCACCCUCAGUACACCGAAGUCCCCAGUUAUUUUGACCUGGCCGUACUCAUUGUGGAGCGAAAAAUUGAAUUCAUAUCUCAUUUUGUGGAACCAAUAAAUUUGCCGACAACCAACCAUAUAUUUGUUCCUAGAGAGAAUGUCACGAUUGUCGGAUGGGGGAAGGUCCAUCCGAAUAGGAGGCUCUCAUCGAAAUUACAGUUUGCUGUCGUACAAGUGCAAAGUUAUGAGUCCUGUUUACACGUGCUACACCCUAACCCGGAAUUGAUGAUAUGUGCUGGUAGUAAGGGGACCCAAAGUACUAAAGGAGAUUCCGGGGGACCUUUAAUACAUAACAAUUCCCUGGUCGCUGUAGUAUCUUUCGGAGCAUCUGACCCUUCCAGUUACUAUCCGUCGACAUACAUCAAAGUGUACCCAGCAAAGAAAUGGAUUAAAAAUCCGAAGGAAACUUUUUAUGUAAGAUCGUGGUUGAAUAUUUAUGUUGGUUUCAUGAUUUCCUUGAUUUUGUAUAGUUGCUUGAUUAUUGGUAUAUUCAUUGUUAGAAGAGAUUUCUCGUUAUACGCUAGUCUCGCAUAUUCGAUAAAUUUCGAUGUUCAUUAAUAAUAGAUUCGAUUAUGAAAACC
This is a messenger RNA of Hermetia illucens (black soldier fly), 989 nucleotides long. RefSeq names its product trypsin-like. The record is from RefSeq and is a predicted model, not a curated record. The transcript has a single exon. Gene Ontology annotation, molecular function: serine-type endopeptidase activity. Gene Ontology annotation, biological process: proteolysis. The annotation marks the transcript as partial. NCBI's taxonomy places the organism in Eukaryota, Metazoa, Arthropoda, Insecta, Diptera, Stratiomyidae.